Messenger RNA from Coregonus sp. 'balchen', 19827 nucleotides. NCBI's taxonomy places the organism in Eukaryota, Metazoa, Chordata, Actinopteri, Salmoniformes, Salmonidae. The record is from the annotation of a GenBank genome assembly.
AUGAAUAACGCGCAAGAUAUGUCUCCUGAUUUUGUCUUGAUGCGCUUGGUUUCUGCGGCUGAAUAUGACCGAUUGGACGAGGAGAAUUUGACGUCGGGCGUUGGAGUGGUUUCCGGAUUCGGGAAAGCUGUCUUGGGUAAUCAUGGCAACAAUAUCAACAAUGGGUUUGAAUUUGAUCCGAACAACCCCACAGCAGGCCCGUCGAUUCCGAGCAAUCCCUCCCCGCACUAUAGUUCACAGGUUGAGAGCCGGGCGGGAGCCCUUGACAGCGGCUUUAUGCUGACUCGACCCUCAGCUUCUGAUGCGCCUCAACCACCCGGAUUUGCCGUGGCUCAGCGCUUCGAUUUCCCUCAUGGCGCGGGCAGAGGCUCGCGGGCUCAGCUCAUGGUGUUUCAGAACCUCCUUACGACAAGCGACGGUAUUUUGGAAUGUGGCCUCGAGCAACCUCCUGGCUUCCAGGUAAGUGAGGCUGAGAAACAGGAAGCCAGUUCUGCCUGUGUCAUGAUGACCAGUGACAACAACAUGAAUGUGCAACACCAGAGGCUUCAGUGGCACCCCAUUAUGAAGCUGUCCAAGGUGGUCGCAGAUGCCGGUGACCUGGCUGGAGAGGGAGAUGGGCUCUGCCACCGGCACCGCCUGGUCACUGACGCCAUGGACUGGCCUCCGCUCCUGGACAAGUCCCUCCGCUUUGGCAUCCUGGACCCCAGGAAGACCUGUUCAACGGGGGACACAAACUACCACCACCACCUGGAUGACACUGUGCUCAACCUGGCCCGGAGGCUGGGGGAGCUGGGCCAGGCCUCGGAGAUGCUGCUGAAGGAGGGAGGAGAGAUGCCUCGCUGUUCCUGUCAGAGCAUCCUGGCUUCGGCAACGGUGGGCAUGGGCCCCGGAGAGGACCCUAGUGAGACCAGUGACGCCCUCCUGGUGCUGGAGGGCCUGGGCUCGGAGGAAGUGGGGGAGCUGGGGAUGGGCGGGGAGGAGUUUAAAGGUGGUGUCCCCAGGCAGGAGGGCGAGACGGAAACGGGGCAGGACGGGCGGGGGGCUUUCUCCAGCGGUUCCCUCACGGGGCUAAUGAGGCAGGUACACAGGCUGGCCGGGGAGGCCUGUGCCUGUGACCCCCAGGUGUGUCCCUCCCCUUUGGAUGCCCUGGGCUCUGCUGCAGCCUUAACAUCGUCUUCCCUGUCUCUGGCCUCCUCUAACACCACGAGACAGCAGGCAGCGGAAGCCUCUGGCACCUUACCUUCACAGGACCCCCCCAGCCAAACCUCCCAAUCCCAGCCCCAAAGCAGGGCCACCACGCCGAAGUUAGGGGUGAUGUUGCAAGCUGCCUCACCCUUAGUAGUAGAGGGGGCAGCAGGGGGUGAGAAGACGACCAGAGGGAAGUCCAGGAAAGGCUCUCUGAAGAUCCGUCUGAGCAAACUAUUCCGGACCAAGAGCAGCAGCGGCUCCAGUCAUCUACUGGACAAGAGGCCCUCGCUGGCCUCCUCCACCUCCUCUGGGGGCAGCCUGAUGGAUGUGUGGGGCUCCGGAUCCACCAGCACAGACCAGGACACAGGGAGGUGAGGUUAAGGAGAGGGAAGGGGACAGCUCUGACUGGGUCUCAAAUAGUGUUGGUCUAGCUGAGGAGACUGGGAGAGGACAGGGUGGUAAGGCUGAGGGUACGGGACAGCUCUGCUGUCUCAGCUAGUGUUGGCCUAGUACAGUUAUCAUUAUACUGUUAUUAGAAGGUAAGCUAUUAUUGGCUUUACAAGGGAUUAUUGUAGCGCUAGAGGCACUAAAACAAUGUGGGCGUAGUAGAGUUAUUAUUAUAGAAGUUAAGCUAUUGGUAACCAAAUUAAUGAUGAUUAUAGUGCUAAAGGCACUAAAGGUUGACUAGUGGUUAGUGGAACCGCAGUCAAUUUUCCCAGUGAGAGACAAACAUUUAGAUAUGAGAGCUCUUAGCUCACCUCGUCAACAAAAUCACAAGUUACUCCUCUUAUUCAGCUGUUUUAUAAUAAACUUUUAAAACAGGACAAGAAAGGUGAUUAACUUAUCAUGUUCUUAAAGAACCAUGCUGGAACUUGGGCCUAUUGAGUAGACUAUAUGCUACAGUACAGUCAGUGGUGUAAAGUACUUAAGUAAAAAUACUUUAAAGUACUACCUAAGUAGUUUUUGGGGGUAAUCUGCACUUUACUUUACUAUUUAUAUUUUUGACAACUUUUACUUUUACUCCACUACAUUCCUAAUGAAAAUAAUGUACUUUUUACUCCAUACAUUUUCCCUGACACCCAAAAGUACUCGUUACAUUUUGACUGCUUAACAGGACAGGAAAAUGAUCAAAUUCACGCACUUAUCAAGAGAACAUCCCAGGUCAUCCGUACUGCCUCUGAUCUGGUGGACUCACUAAACACAAAUGCUUAAUUUGUCUAUUAUGUCUGAGUGUUGGAGUGUGCCCCUGACUAUCCUUAAAAAAAACAAAAAAUUGUGCCAUCUGGUUUGCCUAAUAUAAGGAUUUUGAAAUGAUUUAUACUUUUGAUAUUUAAGUAUAUUUUUGAAAUGACAUUUACUUUUGAUACUUAAGUAUAUUUAAAAUCAAAUACUUUUAGACUUUUACUCAAGUAGUAUAUUUCUGGGUGACUUUCACUUUUACUUUAGUCAUUUUCUAUUAAGGUAUCUUUACUUUUACUCAAGUAUGACAAUUUGGUACUUUUCCCACCAGAGUACAGUAACAUUUGAGAGGGCGAUGACUCCAAAUAAUUUGACUUUGAUUACUAACUUAAUCCACUGUAGGCCUAGUAUCUACCUUAGGCAUGAUGGUUUUAUCAUGUCCUAAGCUCCCAAUUCAAUGAAGAUUCGAAAUGUCAACCAAUGUUGCCAUAGUUGUGUGUUUGUUCACAGAUACAUGUAGUUUAGGGCAGUUACCUGUAGACACCUGCUAUGAUGUAGCCUUGACAUCAUGCUCCAUAGUUACUGAGAUAUUCUGGCAUCCAAAAUACAGUGCAUGUUGCAUUUCAGCUCCUGGUAUUAUUUGGCCUAACUCGGCACCAUCCUGGUUCUAUACUGUGUGUGCUGAAGCAACAUUUCCUACCGUUGUCAAGCCAAGGCCAUACAGUCUGGCAUCAUGACCAUGAACAAACAUAGAGACAAGUUGAUUAAAAGCACAAACAGACAGAAGCAGCAGGCAAAGGCUACCUCACCACUUCUUAGUGUAUGUAGCCUAGGCUAUCCACUCCAUUUGGUCAUCAACAGAAGCCUCUGGGGGCAUCUUCUGGGCUUGCCACACCAUCACUCAUGCCAUACUAAUGCCUUGUUUUCAUCCUCAUGCUGUUGGAGGCUUUUGUUUGUGUCCGAGGGAUCUUGGUAAGAUUUUGCCUAAUGUAUCUAAUCCCAGAGAGUGGCCCAUGUUGGCUUAUAGGCUACAGCUUUGGCAGGAAUCCACCACAGUAUAACUGUGCCCAUUUGGUUGCCAAUUGCCACCUUAGACAUGUGGUUCACGCCAUUCGCUGUGUAGAUUUGGCCUAACAAAUUUGUCAUGAAUACAGUAUGUUGCUGUACCUUUUUGAAAACAAAGCAAGCAGCUGGCCAUAGCAAGGACAUGAGCGUAGGAUAGCCUUUUUCAUUUUGUAGAUGCCCUCAGAGCAUUGUUUUGCUUUAUGUUGUCAAAAGUCAGGGGAAGCAGUUGGAGCUAGUUUUAAUGAGUUCAGCUCGCGGAUGUUCGACCAACUGCCAGUACAGUAUGUGCAUUCAUUCAACAUGUCCUUUGAGAAAUGUUAAUGUCUGGAAUUUUCAAGGUGUAUAAGGGCUAGGCUACAUAAAAAAAAAAAGGCUAAAAGCCCAAAAUACUAGUAUCACCAAACCUAGUUCUUCUGAAAUGCAUACACUAGCACUUCCCUCUUCUAACAUCCCUGCUAAUAGUAGUAACACAUCUCGUGCAUAUCUAAUUUCUAUCUUUUAGUUUUUUUACUGUCGGGACAACUGGCAUCUUAUUUGACCAUUCAAAUGCUCGUUCGCUGGCUGGCUUGCUGUAGUCAAAUCUAGGCCAGGUUCACGAUCUAACCCAGCCAGUUAUCAUCAUGUCUGUCUGUCUGAGCACUGUUCUCCCUAGUUCCUAUAGUCUCAACUGUGUUCUCAUGUAUCCUUCGAUUCAGUAUGCACAAACCUGAGAUGUGCCGUUACUGAACAUGAUGAGAUACCAGUGUUCCACUCCAGGCAGUUUCCUCUAUCCCUGCCUUCGGCGAACAUGGCUCCUCUUUUAAGCGAGGGAAAGGGUGUGGGGAGGGAGGUAGGAUUGUGGGAAGGAGUUUGUAGGUGGCGGGGGGUGGGUAUCAGCUGCUGUUUACUCCGCUGUGCGUCAGGCUUAGCUCAAGCGGCAUGCUGGGUAUUCCCCACUAGCACUGUCACUCUCACACACACACACACACAAGCAGGCCCCCGCUGCACAGAGCAAAUUAAUCUGGCAGCCAGCAAGGCACAGUUAUCACCCAGCCAGGCCUUCCAGAAGCUUCCCAAAAAAUCCCCAAAUGUGAAAGACUAUGGCGGUGGUGCUUUGUUUUAGGGGGAAGAGUUAAGCUAAGGAGGGCUAUCCAAACAAGAAGUUACGGCACAGAAAUGCUAUAAUCGACGAAGGAUCAUGUCAUCAGAGCUCGUAGUGCUUCUUCAUAUCAGUUUAAUAGCAUAAUUCUUAAGCAUUUCUUCUUGCUUCAGAAAAUAGGCUAUAUAUUUUUUUAAAUCAAAUAAGUCCAAUGCUGUUUAAAUAAACUGAUGCUCAAAUAAUGACAAAGAUAGCUGAAAUGCAAAACCAUCAAGAAGGCACAACUGACUUCAUUUUUAACCAAUCAAGUCUGUUUGAAUAGACAACAACACUCAAACGCUGUUCCCGGCCCCUCAAUUAUAAUUUUGCAUCGCUGGCUGCUGACUUCACAGGGUCAGUGUAAGUGACCCUGCUUAAAAAAGAAACAAGCUGAUUCGAGGGCAGUCUGGUAGAUCAUGGCUGGUCAGGUCAACUAGCCAGAGGGCAGCAUCUGACCCACUACAUCCCAGAGGGGUGGGUGGCAGAGAUGGAUCUCAGUCCUUGGUGUUGAGGCAGAGUGUACCCUUGAGAAAUAGGCCACUGGUUUCUCCUGUACAAGCUACAGUAGCUCAUACAGUAGAAGGGUUGAAAAGACAUGAGGCUGAGAGAGGUGGUUUAAAAUGAAUGGUGUGGGAUUGAAGUGUAACUGAUUUUGUACGUUUGCCCACUGACAAAGAAAUGAUCAGUCUAUAAUUGUAAUGGUAGGUUUAUUUGAACAGAGAGAGACAGAAUAACAACAAAAAAAUCCAGAAAAAUGCAUGUCAAAAAUGUUAUAAAUUGAUAUGCAUUUUAAUGAGGGAAAUAAGUAUUUGACCCCCUCUCAAUCAGAAAGAUUUCUGGCUCCCAGGUGUCUUUUAUACCGGUAACGAGCUGAGAUUAGGAGAACACUCUUAAAGGGAGUGCUCCUAAUCUCAGUUUGUUACCUGUAUAAAAGACACCUGUCCACAGAAGCAAUCAGAUUCCAAACUCUCCACCAUGGCCAAGACCAAAGAGCUCUCCAAGGAUGUCAGGGACAAGAUUGUAAACCUACACAAGGCUGGAAUGGGCUACAAGACCAUUGCCAAGCAGCUUGGUGAGAAGGUGACAACAGUUGGUGCGGUUAUUCGCAAAUGGAAGAAACACAAAAUAACUGUCACACUCCCUCGGCCUGGGGCUCCAUGCAAGAUCUCACCUCAUGGAGUUGCAAUGAUCAUGAGAACGGUGAGGAAUCAGCCCAGAACUACACGGGAGGAUCUUGUCAAUGAUCUCAAGGCAGCUGGGACCAUAGUCACCAAGAAAACAAUUGGUAACACACUACGCCGUGAAGGACUGAAAUCCUGCAGCGCCCGCAAGGUCCCCCUGCUCAAGAAAGCACAUAUACAGGUCCGUCUGAAGUUUGCCAAAGAACAUCUGAAUGAUUCAGAGGAGAACUGGGUGAAAGUGUUGUGGUCAGAUGAGACCAAAAUCGAGCUCUUUGGCUUCAACUCAACUCGCCGUGUUUGGAGGAGGAGGAAUGCUGCCAAUGACCCCCAAGAACACCAUCCCCACCGUCAAACAUGGAGGUGGAAACAUUAUGCUUUGGGGGUGUUUUUCUGCUAAGGGGACAGGACAACUUCACCACAUCAAAGGGACGAUGGACGGGGCCAUGUACCGUCAAAUCUUGGGUGAGAACUUCCUUCCCUCAGCCAGGGCAUUGAAAAUGUGUCGUGGAUGGGUAUUCCAGCAUGACAAUGACCCAAAACACACGGCCAAGGCAACAAAGUAGUGGCUCAAGAAGAAGCACAUUAAGGUCCUGGAGUGGCCUAGCCAGUCUCCAGACCUUAAUCACAUAGAAAAUCUGUGGAGGGAGCUGAAGGUUCGAGUUGCCAAACGUCAGCCUCAACCUUAAUGACUUGGAGAAGAUCUGCAAAGAGAAGUGGGACAAAAUCCCUCCUGAAAUGUGUGCAAACCUGGUGGCCAACUACAAGAAACGACCUCUGUGAUUGCCAACAAGGGUUUUGCCACCAAGUACUAAGUCAUGUUUUGCAGAGGGGUCAAAUACUUAUUUCCCUAAUUAAAAUGUAAAUCAAUUUAUAACAUUUUUGACAUGCGUUUUUCUGGAUUUUGUUGUUGUUAUUCUGUCUCUCACUGUUCAAAUAAACCUACCAUUAAAAUUAUAGACUGAUCAUGUCUUUGUCAGUGGGCAAACGUACAAAAGCAGCGGAUCAAAUACUUUUUUCCCUCACUGUAAGGGCUUCUCUUAUGUUUUACCCUCUCUCUCCACAGCAAACUCCAGCUCUCCAGGCCCCAAAGUGCCUUCUCUCCGGUGGCCUUCGGUCCUGCCUUCACCGGUAAUUGUGUGUACUUGAGUGUUUGUGCACUUCUAUUUCUGAAUGUGGCGUUAGGUUUAUGUCAAUCUAUAUGGGUUGGUAAUGGGUGCUUGUGCUACGGAGAGUGUGCGACUCAUAUGCAUGUACACUUAUGUGCCGUAUAGGAUCUCUUGCUCUUUUUUUCACUCUCUCUGUUUCAAAUGUUCUGUCCCUGGAUCUCUCCCUCCAGGUGAGACUGUGUCCCUGGUAGAUGUGGAUAUUUCUCGUAGAGGGGUGAACUCUCUGCACCCCCCGACACCUCCACCUCCGCCCAGACGAAGCCUCAGUCUGCUGGGUACUUUCCUCUCUUUCUUGCUUACGUUUCCUUGGUGUUUCUUCUGUCACAUCACACUCUUCUUCUCUAUAUGCUACUCUGCUGCUGGGCUGUCCCUUGUCCCCUUCUUUCUGUGCUUUCUCAUUUUACACAAAAACAUUGGUGUAAAUACAAAAAUACAUUGAGGAUUUCUAUAAGGGCCAGAUGUUUUAAAAAAUAUAUAUAUCUUGGAGGGUUAGAAAAGGUGGUCAGGAGUUAAGCAUGGUUAGUUUCUCCAAUCUCAAUAACAGUAGUUGCUGCCUCAGUGUUUUAUAGUUGGCAUGUGUGUAACGGUUCACUGUGUAAACCAAUUUCAGAAACUCAAUAGGAAUAUACGUGAUUGGACAGACACUAACACAUUUAUGGUUCGGUGCCACUUGGGUUUACAGUACAACAAUGACUCAUUGGUUUUCUGUGACUUCAAAUGCAUUAGGCCUUGUGACUUACGGUACAGGGUCAGAAUUGCAGAACUGAAUUUGUUUUGGUUUAAGAAGCACUCCGUUCUCGCUCGCUCGCUCUCUCUCGCUCUCUCUCGCUCUCUCUCGCUCUCUCUGCUUUCCUGUCUGUAUUGCAACUGAGUCAUCUCUCUGUUCCUCUUUCUGUUGGCUGUAUUGGCCUCAGACGAGGUGUGGGUUUCUUUCUUAAGGCCAUGUUCUAGUAGGUUAGCACUAAUUAGCAAUAGUAAUGUGGUCGAUGCCAAGGCAGAGACCGUCAUCAGACUGAAGAUACACACAAGUCACGAUGCAGUCAGGAUCAGACCACGGUCUGGAGAGCACUUGCGUUGCUGAGGUAAAGGUCAUUUUUGUAUGACUAAAGAUCCCACAUCUUCCUAUUAGCUUACUUCAUACCUAUGCUUCUAGCUGCUAAAGCCAUUCUGGUUCCUCUGCCUGGACAUCCGGCCACACUUCCUCAACACACGACAAUCAUUAGGGGCUUAACAUCCAGGGUGCGAUAGAGGUUUUGUCCGUCACUGUAGGAUGACAAUACUUGAGCUCCAGCAACAUUGUGGAGGACAUAUGAGACUAAGGGAUCGGGGUAGAGAUGGGUAUUUGCUCAAUGCCUUGCUAUGCCAAUGUCUGUCCAGCUUGGGGAUCUGUCACUGCUUUCUUCAUAUGCUCUGCCUGGUGUCAUUGUCGCUCUGAGGCUUGAUUGUAACAUCACUGUGUGUCGGGAUCCCACUUCUGAUGCCAACAGCACCCAGUUUGGAUGUGAGACAAACAUUGAGUAUCCAUUCUUGUGGUUCUUCUGAGGCAAAAUGUCACCUAUAUAAUGUUACCACCAACAGUCCCUUAUCUUAUAGUGUGACAUUCAGCCAUCAGUAUGAUGAACUUCAAAGGAAGCCACGUCAAUAGAGGAAGCCCACAUUGCCAUUUGAUCUUCGUAAAGUUCAGGUUGGUGGCUGGCCUCUUAACGCCUGUGCCUCCCGCUGUGCUCUGUUCCAGAUGACUUUGGUGGGCCGCAGCCUGGGCCUUUCCUAGAGAGUGGCGUGGGGGCCUCCAUGCAGUCGCUGCCCCUACGGCCGCCUCCUCCCUCCCAUGCCUUCAUCCAGCAUAGCCUCAGCCUCAAUGGUAAGAGCACAGCCUGGGCAAGCGAGGUCAAGGGGGCUUACCAGUGGGGCACAGAGAGAGACUCAUAAAGACAAAGGCUGGAGAAUAGAAAAAUCAUAGAAAAUGUUUUAGAAGGGUACACGGUCCAUUUUACUGUGACAUACCUAACUCAUUUCAGUUGGUAGGCUGUAAAUCAACGCAAUAGAAGAAAAUGGCCAGUUUUCUCGUGUAGUGAAGGGGUUAAAUAUAAGUUUCAUUGAUUCACCAGCAGUUCAUUUGAACUUCUAUUGUUUGAGACCCAACAAAUACAGUAGGAGAAGAGAGCCAAUAGGACGUGCUAAUGGGAACAAUUUAUCAUAGGUAAUGCAAUGUACUAUGACACAGAGGUUGACAUUUGAAUGUCCCCUCUUCUGUUUUUACAUUGUUAUAAAGUAUGUGGUAAUUGCAUUGGUGCAAAGCCAGUAUUGUUUCUGGACACUAAUGAGUUUGGUAAACAGAUAUUCUGCUACAGUAGGGUUAAUGUUUGGCCUGUUAUUGCUUUCCCUAACAGGGAUUCUUCUUCCUUCCGUGUCCAUUUGCAUAUGCACAUACAGACUACUAGCAUUGGUAUUUGUAUUAUCUACUGAGCUACAUGAUAUAAUCAGAAAUGAUAGUGUGUAGGUAGAGCUGAGGCAUUUCCGUAUUCUUCACAAUUCCGUAUUCUGACGCAGAAUCAUAUAUCCUUCUACAUUGAUAUCUCAACAUUGUGGAACAUUGCAACCUCCUGAAUAAGCCCCAGCAGGUUUACCGGACCAUUUCUCUUGCUUUAAUAGGGUAGGCUCAAAGAAAGGCCUUGGCAAAGUGGUGUGAUCAGAGGCAGCAGGGAAGGAGAAGUAACAUAGGGAUCCCUAAUGAAGAACCAGAUUUAGAAAGAGGCAGAUAAUGAUACUCAUUAUCAUUUGAUGAAAAUGAUAGCAUUGAUGGCCAUCUCUGGAAAAUGGCGAAAUUAUAGUUUAAUCGUAGAUAUCACAUUGUGCCCACGAAACGUAUGAUUGUGCCCAGUUAAGCCUGGUCAAUUUGCAUGAUGUUAAAAUGUGUCUGGUUGAAUGAUUUGGUGAUUAUAUUCGGACAGACUGGUGUGAUUGUCAGAGACCGAGGCAGAUUAAGUGACGAUAUUCAUUUUUUACAUUUGAGUCAUUUAGCAGACGCUCUUAUCCAGAGCGACUUACAGUUAGUGAGUGCAUACAUUUUCAUACUGGCCCCCCGUGGGAAACGAACCCAUCACCCUGGCGUUGCAAGCACCAUGCUCUACCAACUGAGCUACAGGGGACUACAUUUGAUGGCUAUCUGUACCUGAGAUGGACAUGAACUUAUAGGCUACACCAGCACAUGCAUGAAACAGAUGUAUUCAUUAUAUUAUCACAGACAUGUCAUUACACACAAUAUUUUAACCUAUAACGGAGGCUCCAAGUUUUUUCUAGGUAGGUCACAUAGUCAGGACAAUGACGCACUUACCCUGAGGUACACACUUGCUCAUGCUUCUUUUAAGCAGGGUGAAUUUAUGUCUAAUUUGGCAACAAUUUCUAGAAAUACCAUGUGUUUCUAAUGCCGAUUUACGGAAUGUUCUCGUCGCCACCAGUGAGAGUGAAGGAUGAACCCUGGACCUGAGUGUGUGUGGCUCUGUGUUUCAGAUACGUUCCUGCGGGGUCUCCCCCGGCCCAUCCCGCUGCCUGGCAACGGCCAGAACCCGUCCCGGGUGGACCAGCGCCCCCUGCUGUGCCCACUGAGCCGCCCCGAUGCCAGCAGCUUUGCCACCAGCCUCCGAGAACUGGAAAAAGUAGGACAUGUCACGUGUACAUAGGCACAUUGACGUUGUUGCAGACAGUGCUAGGUUCAGACACAGUCAAUAUUCCCUCUAAGCUGCGCGCGGGCGCAGAGAAGCACGAGAUUGAACUUGAAUUGCCAAUGUUAGCCACUUUCAAUGCAACAUAACGAAACGAGCUAUGCAAGACUUAGUAUGCAAAACUAACUAUGCAAGCGAUUUUCUUGUAGGCAGAACAUAACGGAGUAGGAUUCUAUUGCAUUGACAGGCACGACUCAGCCCAUACUCUAACAGACCUGUGCGGCAUAACCAAUCAGAGCUGCAGUAUCCCUAUAUGCAAAUAGGCCAUUGCCAUACAGUGCAUUCGGAAAGGGGGUGUCUCCUUAAGUAUUCAUACCCUUGACUUUUUCCACAUUUUGUUACGUUACAGCCUUAUUCUAAAAUGGAUUAAAUAAAUAAAAAAUCCUCAUCAAUCUACACACAAUAUCCCAUAAUGACAAAGCGAAAAUUUAUAAAAAUACAAGAAACAGAAAUACCUUAUUUACAUAAGUAUUCAGACCCUUUGCUAUGAGACUCUAAAUUGAGCUCAGGUGCAUCCUGUUUCCAUUGAUCAUCCUUGAGAUGUUUCUACAACUUGAUUGGUCCACCUGUGGUAAAUUCAAUUGAUUGGACAUGAUUUGGAAAGGCACACACCUGUCUAUAUAAGGUCCCACAGUUGACAGUGCAUGUCAGAGCAAAAACCAAGCCAUGAGGUCGAAGGAAUUGUCUGUAGACCUCCGAGACAGGAUUUUGUUGAGGCACAGAUCUGGGGAAGGGUACCAAAAAAUGUCUGCAGCAUUGAAGGUCCCCAAGAAGACAGUGGCCUCCAUCAUUCUUAAAUGGAAGAAGUUUGGAACCACCAAGACUCUUCCUAGAGCUGGCCGCCCAGCCAAACUGAGCAAUCGGGGGAGAAGGGCCUUGGUCAGGGAGGUGACCAAUAACCCGUUGGUCACUCUGACAGAGUUCAUCUGUGGCAAUGGGAGAACCUUCCAGAAGGACAACCAUCUCUACAGCAUUCCACCAAUCAGGCCUUUAUGGUAGAGUGGCAAGAUGGAAGCCACUCCUCAGUAAAAGGCACAUGACAGCCCGCUUGGAGUUUGCCAAAAGGCACCUAAAGGACUCUCAGACCAUGAGAAACAUGCCAAGUGUCACGUCUGGAGGAAACCUGGCACCAUCCCUACGGUGAAGCAUGGUUGUGGCAGCAUCAUGCUGUGGGGAUGUUUUUCAGCGGCAGGGAUUGGGAGACUAGUCAGGAUCGAGGGAAAGAAAAACAGAGCAAAGUACUGAGAGAUCCUUGAUGAAAACCUGCUCCAGAGCGCCCAGGACCUCAGACUGGAGCGAAGGUUCACCUUCCAACAGGACAACGACCCUAAUCACACAGCCAAGACAACGUAGGAGUGGCUUCGGGACAAGUCUCUGAAUGUUCUUGAGUGGCCCAGGCAGAACCCAGACUUGAACCCGAUCGAACAUCUCUGGAGAGACCUGAAAAUAGCUGUGCAGUGAUGCUCCCCAUCUCACCUGACAGAGCUUGAGAGGAUCUACAGAGAAGAAUGGGAGAAACUCCCCAAAAACAGGUGUGCCAAGCUUGUAGUGUCAUACUCAAGAAGACUCGAGGCUGUAAUCGCUGCCAAAGGUGCUUCAACAAAGUACUGAGUAAAGGGUCUGAAUACUUAUGUAAAUUUGAUAUUUCCGGUUUUUUUUUAUAUAACUUUAUUUUGUAACACAUUUUCAGUCACUUCCUUGUCUGAAGGACAAGUGGAUGAACAGGUUAAUGCCAAGCCCUGCAUGUUUAUUUUCAAAAGUCUCAUGGAAUGUAGGCCUACGUUGAACACCACACAUUGGUUGCUACUGUAGGCUGAAUGAUAGAACAGCUAUUUCCAUGUUAAAAUGUUAUGGGACGCAUUUUCUCCAUUGUUUUUGGGACUAAUUUUCUCCAGGCCACUCUGAUAGGCCUACAAUAUGAUCAAAUAGCCACAGUAGCCUACAUGGCCACUGUUAUAACUCCGAACUUAAAAUGGGUACAGCCACAGUGUUCACAAUAAACGCGCGCCAGAAGUUGCACAGAAUUUUCACAACAUUAAAGUUUGCGCUCAGCAGACCUGAAAUUUGCUCAGUGCCAAAACAUUUUUGAGGGAACAUUGGACACGGUGCUAGGUUCAGACACGGUGCUAGGUUCAGACACGGUGCUAGGUUCAGACAAGGUGCUAGGUUCAGACACGGUGCUAGGUUCAGACAAAUCAAAUGUAUUUAUAAAGCCCUUUUUACAUCAGCAGAUGUCAAAGUGCUUAUACAGAAACCCAGCCUUAAACCCCAAACAGCAAGCAAUGCAAAUGUAGAAGCACGGUGACUAGGAAAAACUCACUAGAAAGGCAGGAACCUAGGAAGAAACCUAGAGAGGAACCAGGCUCUGAGGGGUGGCCAGUCCUCUUCUGGCUGUGUCGGGUGGAGAUUAUAAGAGUGCAUGGCCGUUAAGGCCAAAUCGUUCUUCAAGAUGUUCAAACGUUCAUAGAUGACCAGCAGGGUCAAAUAAUAAUCACAGUGGUUGUAGAGGGUGCAACAGGUCAGCACCUCAGGAGUAAAUGUCAGUUGGCUUUUCAUAGCCGAGCAUUCAGAGGAAAUGUCAGUUGGCUUUUCGUAGCCGAGCAUUCAGAGGUCGAGACAGCAUGUGCGGUAGAGAAAGAGAGGGAGGGAGGGAGAGAGAGUGGGUCGAAAACAGCAGGUCCGGGACAAGGUAGCACGUCUGGUAAACAGGUCAGGGUUCCAUAGCCACAGGCAAAACGUCAGAAACUGGAUCAGCUGCACAACCAGGUGAACUGAGGACAGCCAGGAGUCAUCAGGCCAGGUACUCCUGAGGCAUGGUCCUAGGGCUCAGGUCCUCCGAGAGAAAUAGAGAGAGAUGGGAGAAUUAGAGGGAGCAUACUUAAGUUCACACAGGACACCAGAUAAGACAGGAUAAUUUAUCCAGAUAGGACAGACUGACCCUAGCCCCCCGGCACAUAGACUAUUGCAGCAUAGAUACUGGAGGCUGAGACAGGGGGGCUCGGGGACACUGUGGGCCCGUCGGACGAUACCCCCGGACAGGGCCAACCAGGCAGGAUAUAACCCCACCCACUUUGCCAAAGCACAGCCCCCACACCACCAGAGGGAUAUCAACAGACCACCAACCUACUACCCUGAGACAAGGCCGAGUAUAGACACAGAGACACAGAGCUAGGUUCAGACACAGAGCUAGGUUCAGGCACAGAGCUAGGUUCAGACACAGAGCUAGGUUCAGACACAGAGCUAGGUUCAGACACAGAGCUAGGUUCAGUUAGAAAAGACUGAGAUAAUAACAAACACAUAAUAAUAAUAAUAUGCCAUUUAGCAGACGCUUUUAUCCAAAGCGACUUACAGUCAUACGUGCAUACAUUUUUUGUGUAUGGGUGGUCCCGGGGAUCGAACCCACUACCUUGGCGUUACAAGCGCCGUGCUCUACCAGCUGAGCUACAGAGGACCACACAUCCCAGAACACAGGCUAAUACUUCUAGUCUUUAGAUGUGUGUGCAUGCAUGUAUAUCUGAUGUGAAUCUGUCUGCAUCUGUGUGAUCAUAGUGUGGCUGGUACUGGGGUCCUAUGAACUGGGAGGAUGCAGAGAUGAAGCUGAAGGCCAAGCCAGAUGGCUCGUUCCUGGUGAGGGACAGCUCUGACCCCCGCUACAUCCUCAGCCUCAGCUUCCGCUCCCAGGGAGUCACACACCACACACGCAUGGAGCACUACAGAGGUGAGUUACACACGCACGCAUCCAUGCACAUACACACACACGCUAUAUGUACUCUACAUUAGGGGUGUUUCAAUCUGGCUAUACUCGUAAUCGUAUCCGUAAAUUGACAGUUGAAAGUCGAAUCGGAUGAUACUCGUGAUGAGAAAAGAUGGAAGUGUUUAAUAUGCCUAAGUAGAUGUUGGCAAAAUACCCAUCUCCCUGCAUGUUUUAUAGACCAAACAAGCUGCAGAUAAGGAGCAGCGCGCGGAGGGGUGUCUGUCUGUUUCUGUGUGCAGCGGGCAGACAAGUUUGCUGUCACUCAUUCAGAAUGUGCAUCGGCGUCUCAUCUUUUUUCCCUAGCCCCGCUUGUUAGAUACUAUGUACGUUGACAGCAGGCUACUUGCAAACGUCCUCGCCUUUUGAUUUCUCCUAGUAGCAGGCAAACAGGAGGCAGCAGCAAUCUGAAUGAUCAGACUGAAACAUGCGAGGAGAAGUGAUCGGGUGAAAUUAUGAAGCGAAGCGAGUGGAUGGAGAAAUACAGCUUCGCUCUAUCCAAUCAGAGCAGCAGGAUCAACGUACAGCCCGCCCUUUUACAGACAGGCAAACUAGCCAGUUGAGUUAUUUAGACCACGUAGUACAGGGGUGUCAAACUCAUUUUAGCUCAGGGGCCACAUGGAGGAAAAUCUAUUCCCAAGUGGGCCGGACCGGAAAAAUCAUGGUGUAUAUAUAACUUAAAAACAACAACUUCAGAUUGUUUUCUUUGUUUUAAUAUGAUCAACAUACAACAUAAAGCUGGAGCCUGAGGACAGUGUGUCCAAAAUAGUACAAGCACAACAUCACUAUUAAUCAUAAAACACGUCAAGUCUAUUUGAAAAUUCUAAAGAAAAAGAACACACAAACACACAAUGCCUCAGUGAUUAACAGAACUGUUUCACACAUCACAGAACUAUAUCAGGGUGUCAUUUCUCAGGCAGAAAUGUAGAUAAAAAUAAUUAAAUCCUGUUCCCCAAACAAGUGCAAGAACCACAGAGUCAAGAAUAGGUUAAAUAUACAAAUAAAAUAAAAUCAAUUAAAAACAAUAGCACAUCAACAUAAAAACAUAUAAACAUAAAGCUGGAGCCUGAGGACAGUGUCCAAAAGCACAACAUCACUAUUAAUCAUAAAACACCUCAAGUUAUUUGAAAGUUCUGAGGACAAAGAACACACAAACACACAAUGCCUCAGUGAUUCACAGAAGUAUAUCACAGAUCACAGAACUAUAUCAGGGUGUCAUUUCUCAGGCAGAAAUGUAGAUAAAAAUAAUGAAAUCCUGUUCCCCAAACAAGUGCAAGAACCACAGAGUCAAGAAUAGGUUAAAUAUACAAAUAAAAUAAAAACAAUUAAAAACAAUAGCACAUCAACAUAAAAACAUAUAAACAUAAAUCUGAAAGCGUUGCUCAAACUCCCGUAACAGUCCCGUUAUUUUAUCUUUGAACCGCUUCAUGUCUGCCACAUGUUGGGUCGCGCACACAUUUUUCAGACAGGGGAAGUGAGCUGCAUCACCACCGGCAAGUUGCGUCUCCCACAAUGACAGCUUCAACUUGAAAGAACGUAUGCUGUCAUAAUACUGCGUGACAACUUUGUUGCGCCCUUGCAGCUGUUUGUUCAAGUUAUUCAGGUGCUCUGUAACAUCCACCAUAAAUGCAAGGUCCGGCAUCCAUUCUGCGGAAUGAAAUUCUAACACUGGUUUUCCCUUUUCUUCCAUGAACUGUUCAAUUUCUUCUCGUAAAUCAAAGAAACGCCUCAGCACAGCACCUCGGCUUAACCAUCUUACCUCAGUGUGGUAUGGCAGGCCAUAGAUGUGGUCUUUCUCUCUGAGAAGGCUGUCAAACUGACGGUGAUUCAGGCUUCUGGAUCGGAUGAAAUUAACAGUUUGGAUGACCACCUUCAUGACGUUAUCCAUCUUUAAUGACUUGCAACACAAAGCCUCCUGGUGCAAAAUACAGUGAAAAGUCAAAAAAUCACGUCCUCCAUUUGCAGAUUGUACUUUCUCUCUGAACUUUGUCACAACGCCUGCUUUUUUCCCGAUCAUUGAGGGCGCACCAUCUGUAGCCAGGCUGACAGCGCGGGACCAGUCCACUCCGACCCUGUCCAGCGCGCCGACGAGUGCGGUAAAAAUAUCAGCUGCUGUCGUUGUAUCUGUCAUCGGCACCAACUCCACGAACUCCUCGGUGACGGUCAAUAUGUCAUCAACUCCGCGGAUGAAAAAAUGGCCAGUUGUGCAACAUCUGUAAUGUCCGUGCUUUCAUCAAUUGCAACCGAAAACGCAAUAAAUGACUUUACUUUUUGCUUCAACUGGCUGUCCAAAUCCACUGAAAGAUCGGAAAUCCUGUCUGCAACUGUGUUUCUUGUCAGGCUGAUAUUUGCAAAAGCCUGCCGCUUUUCAGGGCACACAAUCUCCGCUGCCUUCAUCAUGCAUGUUUUUACAAAUUCACCCUCACUAAAUGGUUUUGAAGCCACUGCGAUUUCAUUAGCAAUGAGGUAGCUAGCUUUCACUGCAGCGUCACUGAUGUCUCGGCUGUGAGUUAACACAGACUGCUGUUUCUUCAGACCGGCCAACAGUUCAUUCACCUUCUCUCAUCUCCGCUGUCCUUGAAAGUUGUCAUAUUUGUCGGCAUGAAGACUCACAUAGUGGCGACGAAGGUUAUAUUCUUUCAGCACUGCAACAUGCUCUGAACACACCAAACAUACAGCUUUCCCAUUCAAUUCCGUGAUUAAAUAGGAUGACCAUUUUUCUUGGAACACUCUGCACUCUGCGUCCACUUUUCUCUUUUUUGACAGAGACAUAUUGGGGCAAUGAGGGUGCCAAAGCACAUAAUGUUAAAAGUAGAAGCCGUAAUAAAUAUCGCGGGCAAUACAAAGUAGCUCAUUGGCUGCACGUGCUUGACCUACUUGCUUUGCCCCGAUAUAAACAGUUUGCUUGCUUAACACAAUUGCUAUUGCGCCAUCCAGUGGACGCAAUUGGAACAGCAGUUUAUUUUAUUGAAAAAUUGCAGCGCACUUUUAUUUAUAUAUAUAUAUAUAUAUAUAUAUACUUUUUUUUUUUUUUUUUUUUUUUUUGAUCCGGCCCGCGGGCCGUACGUUUGACACCCCUGUUCUACAUGAACUCUCAUGCAGCACUUUGUACUAAAGAUGUAAGCCAUGUACACACACAUUUUGGAUGGUUUCCUGUCGUGUCUUUAUGGUGUCUUAAUGAUUGGUCUUUUUCUCAAUAUCUUCACAGGAACCUUCAGCCUCUGGUGUCACCCAAAGUUUGAGGACCGCUGUCAUUCUGUGGUGGAGUUUAUCGAACGGGCCAUCAUGCACUCCAAGAAUGGAAAAUUCCUCUACUUCCUGCGCUCACGGGUCCCAGGUAAGAACCCACCAAUCAGUGGGACACUGCUAAAUGACAGCCCUGUCACUGUAUAUGGACCUGAAUCAUAGGUUACAUACAGAACCAUUUUAAAGUUGCUAUUACUAACACCUAUUUAGCACUGGGUUGUCAUAAUUAAUUAGGCUAUAGGUUUGUUUUGACUUUACUAUAUUUCUUCAAUUAGUGUUGUAUUUAUAUGUGGUGGAGGAUGUAGUUCGCUUUCUAGGGUAGAAUUGAGUAUGCUUAUGAUGUGUGUUCCUGCCAAUGAUGUACAUUAAUAUGUCUAUGACUAUGGUUCCUCCUCCAGGCCUCCCCCCGACCCCGGUCCAGCUACUGUACCCAGUGUCCCGCUUCAGCAGUGUCAAGUCCCUGCAGCACCUCUGUCGCUUCUGCAUUCGCCAGCUGGUCCGCAUAGACCACAUCCAGGAGCUCCCGCUGCCCACGUAUGUAGAAACACAACACAGAUCUGACUACAUUAUAGAAACACAACACAGAUCUGACUACAUUAUAGAAACACAACACAGAUCUGACUACAUUAUAGAAACACAUCACAUCCAAGAGCUCCUGCUGCACGUGUACAUGCACUGCCCUGCCUGUAUAGACCAGUGACCCAUGAUGUAGUGUGACCUAUAGUGCCCUCUAGUGUACAAAACAAGUGAAACAUCUGAAGACAGACUAAAUAUAAUCAACACGACAAAUAACCACAUAGGCAGGCCAAAAUGGCUCCACAAGAUAUUGGGAUUUGUGUACUAUGGUGGGAGUGUUUAAGAUACAGACAUAAUGGAAGAUUUUCAUAGUGUGUAUUGGGAUGGUUAUAUUUUCUAUCUGUUAAUAUGUACGGGCAGACAGUUUUGCAUUGGAAGGAAUGUAUAAACUGUACCCUCUCUUCCCGUAGGCCCCUCAUAGUCUACCUGCGAAAGUUCUACUACUACGAUCCUGAGGAGGAGAUGUACAUGUCAAUCAAGGAGACGGGGCAGGACACGACCACCCAACCGGCGACUGUCCAGCCGGAGUCUCAAACGUAGCACUUGGAAGAUAAUUGGAUCAAGUGAGUGAUGGACACUUGGGCCACCAAUCGAGCAGUGUUGUUAAAUACGUUUAUACUGAAAUACUGUAUUCGGUACAUUAUGCAAUUGACUUUUCCAUAUAUUUUCAAUGAAAUAUUGGGGUGUGCAUUGUUUAGUGUGGCCACUGGUCAGUGCAUAUAAUGUCCUUAUCCUUUGUUGUUGCAGGUUUUUAUACAUGUGGACAGCUUACCUGAAGACUGAUAGUGACUGUAAUUGGGGACAGUCUCGCUCAAACCCUCUUGUGCCAGACUGUGCACCAAUCAGCGCUCUUGGUUGACUCGGUAGCCGGAUGUCUGGGGCAGGGUUUUAGAUGAUCCACCCUCCUCCCUUUUUGAUCGGCCCACAGAAACUGGAGGAGGAGCAGGGGAUGAGGAAACUCCACCCACCCGGCCAGUGAGGAAGAUAUCUGACCACGGGGCUGAACUGGAAGAGCUGACUGACUACUUGCCAUUGUGCUAACUACAGUAAGCCCCCAGCUAAGACUGGACAUCACUGAAACGUUGUGGAACUGUCACAUGUGCUUGAGAAGGAAGAACAUUGCUAAGACGAUGGCUUGAGGGUCGAAGUAUAUGGAACCAAAUCAGUUUGGAAAACGAUGCACUUGUCCUUUUUUUUAUACCCCUGCUCUGAAAAGGUCUGAAAAAAUGGACCGCUCGUUGUUUGGACCAGAGUAUAAAAAGUUGUCUACUGUAUGUCAGCCAAGACGGAGAAACUGUUCACACCUUUCUGAUGUGAUGCAUUCUCAAGUACAUAGAAAUCUACAUUUUUUGUUGUUGUUUCCUCUUAAUAUUUGGUUGCCACAGAUUUGAUCUGCACCUUUUGAAUUGACUGCGUGAGCUGUGUGUAUGUGUGCGUGCCUGUAUGUGUGUGUAAAUACUGUAUGUUGGCGUUAGCUGUUGGUGGCUAACCAGAGUUAUUUGGUGGCGUAACAUCACUGGAGGAUGUCAUGGUUGGCUUGCAACUCUGGAAUCGAACUGGAAUUCUCUUGCUAUACUGUCAUUGAGCAAAUGCGUUACCAGAACAAAUAAUAAUAAAACUGUUGAUGGAAUUUAAA